This is a messenger RNA of Nothobranchius furzeri (turquoise killifish), 1555 nucleotides long. RefSeq names its product voltage-dependent anion-selective channel protein 2. Gene Ontology annotation, molecular function: voltage-gated monoatomic anion channel activity. The record is from RefSeq and is a predicted model, not a curated record. NCBI's taxonomy places the organism in Eukaryota, Metazoa, Chordata, Actinopteri, Cyprinodontiformes, Nothobranchiidae. Gene Ontology annotation, biological process: monoatomic anion transmembrane transport. Gene Ontology annotation, cellular component: mitochondrial outer membrane.
CUGACGCACUGAGGUCAGUUGGGCGUUUAUUGCGUGUCUCCUUCAUAUCGUCCUACGCCGGUUUUUUCCACGCGGAUUCAGACUCUUUAAGUUGCAAUACUUUAAGUAGCCGAUAAAAUGGCUGUUCCUCCAGCAUAUGCAGACCUUGGAAAAUCAGCAAAGGACAUCUUCAAUAAAGGAUAUGGCUUUGGGCAGAUUAAACUUGAUGUGAAGACCAAGUCUUCAAAUGGAGUGGAAUUUAAAACAUCUGGCUCAUCUAACGUAGACACCAGUAAGGUCAUUGGUACUCUGGAAACCAAGUACAAAUGGGCUGAGUAUGGUCUGACAUUCACGGAGAAGUGGACCACAGAAAACACACUUGGGACAGAAGUGUGUGUUGAGGAUAAGAUCACCAAAGGGUUGAAACUUAACUUUGAAACAACAUUCUCACCCAACACUGGGCAAAAGAGCGGUAAAGUGAAGACAGCGUAUAAGCGGGAACACCUUAACGCAGGCAUUGAUGUAGAUCUAGAUUUUGCUGGUCCAACUAUCCAUGGGGCAGCGGUGGCUGGAUAUGAGGGAUGGCUCGCAGGCUACCAGAUGACCAUUGACUCGGCCAAAUCCAAGAUGACCCAUAGCAACUUCGCUGUUGGCUACCAAACCGGGGACUUCCAGCUCAGCACCAAUGUAAAUGAUGGUUCAGAGUUUGGUGGAUACAUCUAUCAGAAGGUAAAUGACAACCUGGAGACCGCCGUAAGUCUUGCCUGGACUGCAGGAACAAACGGCACUCGAUUUGGAAUCGCUGCUAAAUACCUGCUGGACUCCAGUGCCUCCAUAUCAGCUAAGGUGAAUAAUGCUAGCUUGUUAGGAAUUGGAUACACUCAGACUCUACGGCCUGGUAUGAAACUCACUCUGUCAGCGUUAGUAGAUGGGAAGAAUAUCAACGCUGGAGGUCACAAGCUCGGUCUAGGCCUGGAGUUAGAGGCAUGAGGAUCAUCUCUGCUGGUAUCAACAGAAGCUAAUCUUCAGUGUUUGUGAGUGGUUAGAAACAGAUAUUUCAAUGACAAGGCCAAAACCAAGUAGAACCCCCUCCCCUAGGCACUGGUGAGAUGAAGACAUUUCCAUUUAUCAGGGUAUUCCUCAUUCUGCCCAUUUAUCCUCCACUAUCUAACAAUCCUGUAUAAUUAAAACAUAGCUUCUUUUAUUUUGAUGGUCCAGAAUUAUAUUUUGCAGAAGUUUUAUCUAAUAGAAUGUAAAUUUGAGUGAUUAUUUUUGCACAAUAUUCCUUAUAUUUCCAUAUUUUAUUGAUUUGGUGGUGUUCUACUGCCUGAUUAGGGUCUGAAGUGCAUCAACUUGCUGCUCCUGAGGCUUUAUCCUGCUGUAUGUUUUAGACAUCUGCUACUUAGCUUAUCUCCUUAGCUAGAAAUCAUGGUUAAACCAGUUAUUUUUCUCAUGACCUGACUGAAACCAGAGUGAAUUAACCAGCUCUCUUCCCGUUUGUGAGAACUGUGACACUUAUCAGAUGGGUUUGUGUGUUUCUGUGUGUCUACCUGUACAAUAAAGUCCUGAAACCAGU